Messenger RNA from Cucurbitaria berberidis CBS 394.84, 1821 nucleotides. Its product is annotated as DWNN-domain-containing protein. Gene Ontology annotation, molecular function: nucleic acid binding; zinc ion binding; ubiquitin protein ligase activity. Gene Ontology annotation, cellular component: nucleus. NCBI's taxonomy places the organism in Eukaryota, Fungi, Ascomycota, Dothideomycetes, Pleosporales, Cucurbitariaceae. The transcript has a single exon. Gene Ontology annotation, biological process: protein ubiquitination; mRNA processing; ubiquitin-dependent protein catabolic process. The record is from RefSeq and is a predicted model, not a curated record. The coding region runs from base 1 to 1821 and encodes 606 amino acids.
AUGUCGUCUUCUGUCUUCUACAAGUUCAAGAACUCGCGAGAGCCAGAGCGCAUCGUCUUUGAUGGCACCGACAUCACAGUCUUUGAGUUGAAGCGCGAAAUAAUCACAGCGUCUGGCCUCGGCGACGGCACCGACUUCGACCUCCAUCUCUACCCAGAGGACGAUCCCAAAGCCAAGUAUGACGACGACACGACUACCAUCUCGCGAUCCAGCACAGUCAUCGCAGUCCGACGACCGGCCGCACGUGGCCAUGGCGGCGCCGCUAGAUAUGUCUCUGGAAAAGCACCCGUGCGAGCGAUCAAGAAGAUGUCCAAACCUACAAUGCCCGUCGCGGGCGGCGCCCUCAAUGAAGAUGACGCCGAGGCCGCCUUCUUGGCCGAGUCGGCGCAGGUCUGGGACGCCCAGAAGGAGACGCUAUCGCACGCAAAGCCAGUCUUCCACAAGAAGAAGCCGGUCAACGUGCCGACACACGAGCCGCCACCGGGCUAUGUAUGCUACCGCUGCCAUCAAAAGGGCCACUGGAUCCAGGCGUGCCCCACCAACAACGACCCUGACUUCAAGCCUACCAUCCGCGCAAAGCGCACGACUGGAAUACCGCAGUCCUUCCUCAAGAAAGUCGAGAAGCCCGUGGACGAGGAGGAUGCGCGAGGCGUCAUGAUGAAUGCCGACGGAGAAUACGUGCAAGUCAUGACGGACAACAGGACAUGGGAGAAGUUCCAGGAGAAGGCGAAUGCAUCCAAGGCACAGGCUGCGAGCGCUGAUGCCGCAAGCAAGGAAGUGCGGGAGCGCGGUCUGGAGUGUCCGCUCGACAAGCGCAUGUUUGUUAACCCUGUGAAGACGCCGUGUUGCGGCAAGACGUACUGCCAUGAGUGCAUCGACAAUGCGUUGGCAGAUGGAGAUUUAAUUUGUCCAAACUGUGCGAAGGAGGAUGUUCUGAUGGAUGAUCUUGUACGGGAUGAUGACAUGGUCAAGUCUAUCAAGGCAUACGAGGCAGAGAAGGCCAAGGAGAAGCUGGAGAAGGAGGAACAAGCAAAGGCAGAGGCUAAGGCGGCUGAACAACCUGCAUCACCCCCAAAAAAUGAAACUGAGAGUUCUGUACCAGUCGAGACAUCGGCUACUGCGUCCAAUGACACAUCACCCAUGCCAGUUGCAACCAAGCCAGCCCAGUCUGCCACUCCAGGCGCUGGAGGCAAUGGCUCAGACACUGAAUCAACAUCUUCGCGGAAGCGGAAAUCGCCACCUUCAGAGAUCAAACCGCCCACCGCCCCCAAAGCAAUGCGCCAGCAAAAGGAACAAGCGUCCAACCCGACUGCAGCGAUGGAACAGGAGUUCAUCCAACAGAUGGAAGCCCUCAAGAACGGACCAGCCAACAUGCCCAUGCCAAUACCGAUGCUGGGUAUGCCGAGCAUGCCAAACAUGCCUAAUAUGCCGAACAAUAUGGGCUACCCAAACCAAAUGCCAUUCAACAGCCCUAUGGGCUACACCAACCCGAUGAUGAACCCUCAAAUGAUGGGCGUGCCAAUGCACAUGCAAAACAUGCAGAACAUGCCUAUGCACCACCCCAACUCUCAGAUGAUGGGUAUGACGGGCUACGGCAACAACAUGGGCAUGAACCAGCAGUGGCAGGGCAGCCACAACGGCGGAUACGGUGGGGGGUAUGGCGGGAUGAAUGGGAAUGGCAUGGGCGGGUAUGGCCAGGGUGGUGGAGGCAUGGGGGGACAGGGCGGGGAUUUCAAUGAUGCCUAUGAGCGGCAGCCUGUUAAUCCUAGGGGAAGACAUAGGAAAGCUGCUAGGGCGCCGGAUUAUAGGCAUGUACAAUAA